Messenger RNA from Geodia barretti, 585 nucleotides. Lineage: Eukaryota; Metazoa; Porifera; Demospongiae; Tetractinellida; Geodiidae. The record is from the annotation of a GenBank genome assembly.
AUGACCGAAGUGCCGGCAACGCUGCUUGCGAUACACGGGACGGUCACGCGUCCGGGGCGGCUGCACCAGGCGAUUGAGGCGGCGCUGUCGGGGGUGGAAGGAGACGGCUCCCUGGCCUCGGACACAUUACAUUUGGGCGAUUACCGGAUUUCGUUCGCCGACGGGCGUCCGCUGUCGGGUUACGACGACGACACCGAGGCGGUGGUGGAGCGGGUUGUGGCCGCCGAUAUGUACCUGAUCGCCACGCCGGUGUUCCGGGCGUCUUUCACGGGGGCACUGAAGAACCUGCUGGACCACGUGCCGGUGGAGGGGCUGCAGGGCAAGGCCUGCGGUCUUAUCGGGAUGGGAGCGACCGACCACCACUACCUCAGCAUCGACGCGCAGUUGCGGCCGGUGCUGGCGUGGUUCGGGGCGCACGUGGUGCCGGGGGUGGUGUACCUGCAGUCGCGUCACUUCCAGGAUGGUCUGCUGGCCGAUCCGCAGGCCGCUGAGGACCUGCAAUCGCUGGCGCGCUCGGUGGUGGCGCUGCACCGCGCCAUCGCCUUCGGGGGGACGGCCGGUCCCGCUCCACUCGCCGCCCGCUGA